ACAUUACAUUUAGGAGUGAAUGCACGUCACAUUAAACUGUGUGACACAGUUGUGGGUCGUGGGAUCUCAUUGGCAAUAUUGGGAAGGGCUGUGUGUGGGACCAGUGGAUUUUGCCCCGAUCGAGUCACGCUUUCUUCAGAUAGUUGUUGAAGUUGUUCCACCUGCCCUGUUCCUCAAGGCCCAAUGAAUAAAAACCUGCUCUCCUGCUGUGUUUCUUGCCUAAAGGGAGAUGCUGACUUUCCCUAUCUUGUCUAAACAGGUACCUCCUGUCCUGUGUUUCUAGAUUCCCAGGAACAAUAGGCAAUGUUAAGCUUCCAUUUUAACCCUUUAGGAGCAGUGCCUCCGUGAGUUUCCAGAUGGCUAGGGGACGAUGCGAAGAAACUACAAGGAUGCUGCAGGAUUGUGUUGUGGGCAAAUGGAAACCUUACAGAAACAUGAAGCCCUCAACCAUCUGCUACUCAGUUAUUCGGGGCUGACGGCGGCUUCUAGAACAUCCAGGUGUUCUGCAGAUGCGAGAACUCAUCCUGUAGUCACCAGAUGGAGUCCCAAACAGCCAAGCAGAUGUAAGGCCUGUGCUGUGGCUCUGAGGCCCUGAAUACAGAAGGGUCACUUUCUUAGUGGCCAAAGAGCAGUUGUUGACAUUGAUGUCUAAUUAUUGAACACGACCAGUCAUUUUACUGAGCUGCGGUGAGGAAACACUGACCAUAGAAGAUCAAGCCAAAUGAGGGAUUGCAAAUUUCCUGAUUCUUUUGAAUUAGGAUUCCAGAUGGGGGCCUCAUUUCUACAGCCCCCAACAUUCCUAUAGCCGUUAUCACUGCCAUCACCACUGCCACCAGCAUCUUCUUGCAGAUUCCACCCCUGCUCCCCAGAGACUUCCUGCUUUGAAAGUGAGCAGAAAGGAAGCUCUCAGAAAAAUCUCUAGUGGUGGCUGCCGUCGCUCCAGACAAUCGGAAUCCUGCCUUCACCACCAUGGGCUGGCUUUUUCUAAAGGUUUUGUUGGCGGGAGUGAGUUUCUCAGGAUUUCUUUAUCCUCUUGUGGAUUUUUGCAUCAGUGGGAAAACAAGAGGACAGAAGCCAAACUUUGUGAUUAUUUUGGCCGAUGACAUGGGGUGGGGUGACCUGGGAGCAAACUGGGCAGAAACAAAGGACACUGCCAACCUUGAUAAGAUGGCUUCGGAGGGAAUGAGGUUUGUGGAUUUCCAUGCAGCUGCCUCCACCUGCUCACCCUCCCGGGCUUCCUUGCUCACCGGCCGGCUUGGCCUUCGCAAUGGAGUCACACGCAACUUUGCAGUCACUUCUGUGGGAGGCCUUCCGCUCAACGAGACCACCUUGGCAGAGGUGCUGCAGCAGGCGGGUUACGUCACUGGGAUAAUAGGCAAAUGGCAUCUUGGACACCACGGCUCUUAUCACCCCAACUUCCGUGGUUUUGAUUACUACUUUGGAAUCCCAUAUAGCCAUGAUAUGGGCUGUACUGAUACUCCAGGCUACAACCACCCUCCUUGUCCAGCGUGUCCACAGGGUGAUGGACCAUCAAGGAACCUUCAAAGAGACUGUUACACUGACGUGGCCCUCCCUCUUUAUGAAAACCUCAACAUUGUGGAGCAGCCGGUGAACUUGAGCAGCCUUGCCCAGAAGUAUGCUGAGAAAGCAACCCAGUUCAUCCAGCGUGCAAGCACCAGCGGGAGGCCCUUCCUGCUCUAUGUGGCUCUGGCCCACAUGCACGUGCCCUUACCUGUGACUCAGCUACCAGCAGCGCCACGGGGCAGAAGCCUGUAUGGUGCAGGGCUCUGGGAGAUGGACAGUCUGGUGGGCCAGAUCAAGGACAAAGUUGACCACACAGUGAAGGAAAACACAUUCCUCUGGUUUACAGGAGACAAUGGCCCGUGGGCUCAGAAGUGUGAGCUAGCGGGCAGUGUGGGUCCCUUCACUGGAUUUUGGCAAACUCGUCAAGGGGGAAGUCCAGCCAAGCAGACGACCUGGGAAGGAGGGCACCGGGUCCCAGCACUGGCUUACUGGCCUGGCAGAGUUCCAGUUAAUGUCACCAGCACUGCCUUGUUAAGCGUGCUGGACAUUUUUCCAACUGUGGUAGCCCUGGCCCAGGCCAGCUUACCUCAAGGACGGCGCUUUGAUGGUGUGGACGUCUCCGAGGUGCUCUUUGGCCGGUCACAGCCUGGGCACAGGGAAGAGGAAGCAGGAGGAGGCAAGGAGGCGGAAGGAGCACAGAGUCCCCUCUGCAACGCCCUACAAAUGCAUGGCUUCUUGGUGCUGUUCCACCCCAACAGCGGGGCAGCUGGAGAGUUUGGAGCCCUGCAGACUGUCCGCCUGGAGCGUUACAAGGCCUUCUACAUUACCGGUGGAGCCAGGGCGUGUGAUGGGAGCACGGGGCCUGAGCUGCAGCAUAAGUUUCCUCUGAUUUUCAACCUGGAAGACGAUACCGCAGAAGCUGUGCCCCUAGAAAGAGGUGGUGCGGAGUACCAGGCUGUGCUGCCCGAGGUCAGAAAGGUUCUUGCAGACGUCCUCCAAGACAUUGCCAACGACAACAUCUCCAGCGCAGAUUACACUCAGGACCCUUCAGUAACUCCCUGCUGUAAUCCCUACCAAAUUGCCUGCCGCUGUCAAGCCGCAUAACAGACCAAUUUUUAUUCCACGAGGAGGAGUACCUGGAAAUUAGGCAAGUUUGCUUCCAAAUUUCAUUUUUACCCUCUUUACAAACACACGCUUUAGUUUAGUCUUGGAGUUUAGUUUUGGAGUUAGCCUUGCAUAUCCCUUCUGUAUCCUGUCCCUCCUCCACGCCGACCCGAGAGCAGCUGAGCUGCGCUGGCUCUGGGCAGGGAGUGUGCCUUAAUGGGAAGCACACGGGCUUUGGAGUCAGGCACAGGUGCCAGCUCCAGCUUUUGAACUUGGGCAAUUGUUUAACCUAACCUGCAAGUUGAUUUUGAGGGUUAAAUAAAGGCAUACAUGAAAAUGCCUGGCAAAUUACCUGACACAGAGCAGACAUUCAAUACAUUUUAGUUUCCUUGUUUCUCUGGUUCCCAGUUUCUCUGGUCAUUUUGGUGUAAAUCCAUUCUAAUUAGUAUUUAGGGCAGAGCUUCUCUCUCUUUUCUCUUUUUUUCCUUCCACAAACCAGUGUACUCACUGGUCUCCAUCUUUAAUAUGCAAACAAAUCACCUGGGAUCUUGUGAGAAUCCGGAUUCCGUCUCAGUAGGGCUCGAGUAGAUCCUGAAAUCCUACAUUUCUAUCAAACAAUGCCUUGAGGAGCACAGAUUUAGACCAAAGUUAGGUCGUUUUCCAGAUCUCAGAGCAGACGAGUCCAUGGAUAAGUCUGUGGCCCAAUCCCCUUCCUCUCCUUUUAAGGGUGAAAUGACUGCAUUUAAAAGAAGUUAAAGAGUUCCUCCUGUCCCCUAUAACCACAAGGAAACAAAAAAAUAUAUAAAAACCUCAAAAAUGCAUUGCCAUGAUUUUAUUAUUAGUGUCCAAAAUGGGACUCCCAAGUAAUAAAUGAUUUAUUCCAGCCACAGCCAAAAAAGACUUUGCCUGGCUAAAAGAGUCUCUCUCUAAGUAUGUAAUAUACAAGAAAUACAAUUCAAAGAGAUGUUCCUAUAAGUACAUUUUUUACACGGCAUAUAUUUAAAAAGGAGGCCCCUUUUAAUAUAAAAUUCCGGUUAUAUACCAAUAUGGUUAAUUAGCAUUUACACUAUAGUUUGAACGUAUUUUAAAUAGCAUGAUGUGUAUACAAUGUCUCCCGCGCCCAUUGGCAACCAGGGUCGUGGGAAGCUUGGUGAGGAGUUAACCAGGUCCUGUGGUUUAAGCAGUGGAGCACCCGGGAUUCCUGCCCCCCUUUCUGCUCACACAAUUGCACUCCAUUCUUCCGCCUUCCUUGUUUUCUCCAAAACCACCUGAUAGGGGGGAUGUCCUGAUUUCUGAGGUGUGCUUCUCAUCAUGACUGCUUCGUUUUGCCCUUCUGAUUUCCACGGCACAAGAUUAUCUACCAAAAUCAAAACAGAAUGGCCUUACUCUUCUCAGGAAGAGGCUGGUAGGCAGGUGCAUUAUCAACAGGUCUGUGCCCAUGCAGAGUGAGCAGGGAGAGGCUGGGCACUGUGGAAUUUUUCUGUCUGAACUCGCUCAUGGCCACAGAAUGGUCACCCAGCUUAUUUAGGUGUAGACAAGUAUGACACAGUUCUAGAAAAUACUGACUAUAAAAAUGUCUCUGUGUGUGUGUGUAUGUAUUUAUAUGUAUAUGUAUAUAUUUUUAAAAGGCUCAUCUUACUUGUAAACAUGGACUGCUCAAUCACUAUUAAAAAGUCAGUUUAGGCUGGGCGCGGUGGCUCACGCCUGUAAUCCCAGAACUUUGGGAGGCUGAGGUGGGUGGAUCACUAGGUCAGGAGUUUGAGACCAGCCUGGCCAACAUGGUGAAACCCCAUCGCUACUAAAAAAUACAAAAAUUAGCCGGGCAUGGUGGCGCUCACCUGUAAUCCCAGCUACUCGGGAGGCUGAGGCAGGAGAGAAUCGCUUGAACCGGGGAGGUGGAGGCUGCAGUGAGCCGAGAUCGCACCACUGCACUCCAGCCUGGGCGAUGGAGCAAGACUCCAUCUCAAAAAAAAAAAAGUCAGUUUAGGCUGGGCGCAGUGGCUCACACCUGUAAUCCCAGCACUUUAGGAGGCUGAGGGGGGUGAUCACCUGAGGUCAGGAGUUUGAGACCAGCCUGGCCAACAUGGUGAAAUCCUGUCUCUACUAAAAAUACAAAAUUUAGCUGGGCAUGGUAGCAUGCCUGAAACCCCAGCUACUUGGGAGGCUGAGGCACUAGAAUCACUUGAACCUAGGAGGUGGAGGUUGCAGUGAGUGGAGAUCACGCCAACACAUUCUAGCCUGAGGGACAGAGUGAGACUCUAUCAUCUC
Homo sapiens (human) is the source of this 4896-nucleotide messenger RNA. It is a transcript of the gene ARSG, whose product is annotated as arylsulfatase G. Gene Ontology annotation, molecular function: N-sulfoglucosamine-3-sulfatase activity. The transcript is spliced from 13 exons. Gene Ontology annotation, cellular component: lysosome. Lineage: Eukaryota; Metazoa; Chordata; Mammalia; Primates; Hominidae. The coding region runs from base 970 to 2628 and encodes 552 amino acids. The record is from RefSeq and is a predicted model, not a curated record.